AUGGUGUUCAGUAAGGAGCAGUCUCUCGUCCUUCCUCCUCAUCGGCCAUAUGACUGCGCCAUAGAUUUGCUCCCUGGCGCCCCUCUCCCCAGUAGCAGACUGUACAAUCUCUCUCGGCCCGAACGAGAGGCAAUGGAGGAAUACAUCCAGGACUCCUUGACAUCAGGACUCAUCCGACCCUCAUCCUCUCCCCUUGCUGCUGGUUUCCUCUUUGUGAAGAAAAAAGAUUCCUCUCUCCGUCCCUGCAUUGACUUCCCCAGACUCAAUGAGAUCACUAUAAAGAACAAAUAUUCCCUGCCACUCAUCAAUCCCUCCUUUGAACCUCUCUGCAAGGCCACCAUCUUUUCUAAACUGGACCUCCGGAAUGCCUAUCACCUGGUUCGCAUCCGGGAGGGGGACGAGUGGAAGACGGCCUUCAAAACACCCAUGGGCCACUUCGAAUACCUCGUCAUGCCCGCCGUCCGUGACUGGCCCACUCACUCCUCCCGCAAAGACCUCCAGCGAUUCCUCGGCUUCGCCAACUUUUACUGA
Messenger RNA from Xyrichtys novacula (pearly razorfish), 531 nucleotides. The record is from the annotation of a GenBank genome assembly. NCBI's taxonomy places the organism in Eukaryota, Metazoa, Chordata, Actinopteri, Labriformes, Labridae.